UGGGGACAUAGGCAACUGCCAGAAUGAUUCUGGGAGAAAUGAUGCAUAAAUAUUGGAAAGAAUGUGGGGAAUGUAAUGAUGAAAGAAUGCAUUUAUUUCACUGAGGUAAAUGUUAUUAAAUAUGGGAACUUGUGAAUGAGGAUUUGGGGGUGUGGAUUCAAUCUUAAGGAGUUGGCUGAGAGAUAAAGGAUGUAUUGUUGCUCCGAUGGAGUCUGAGGGACUAGAAACAAACUGAAACAUAACAAAAACAUACGGCACUAUCAGUCGAGGCUGCAUUUAGAAAGAAGCAGACAGAUUCUGGAGGUUCAGGUAAAGGUUCAUCUGGAUCAUGACCCAUUUUGGAUACAUACUCUCCAUUUGUCUUAUUCUGACCACAGUGGUCCAUUGCCAACGUCGUCAACCGAAAACCAAACCUCCCAAGCCUCCAAAGCCUCCAAAGCCUCCCAAGCUUCCCAAGGCUCCAAAAACUCCAAAGCCUGGAAAAGUGAUUGUCAUUGAGCCUACAGAGCCAAGUCAUGUUACAACACUUCCACCACCUCUACCCCCAGGUCCAGCAUCUGUGUACCCCGACUGCCCAAGAGAAUGUAACUGCCCCCCUGACUAUCCUAAUGCACUUUAUUGUGACAGCCGCAAUCUAAGAAUGGUCCCCAUCAUUCCACCUAGGAUCCAUUAUCUCUAUCUCCAAAAUAAUUUCAUUGAUGGUCUUCCAGAACGGGCUUUCAGGAAUGCAACAGAACUCAAAUGGAUCAAUUUGGACAACAACAGGAUUUCGAGCCAAAAGGUUGAUAAGGAGGUUUUCAACAUUCUGAAUAAACUUCUUUUCUUGUACAUGGAUAGAAAUAAAUUAAGUGUAGUUCCCGCAAAUCUUCCAUCCAGUCUGGAGCAACUUCGACUAUCUAGGAAUCAAAUCUCCAAAAUCCCAGCUGGCAGCUUCAGCAAGAUGGAAAAUCUCACUUUACUUGACCUCCACCACAAUAAGCUAUCUGAUAGUAUGUUCAAUAAGAAUACGUUCAAAGGUCUCAAAAGCCUAAUGCAGCUCAACUUGGCUCACAAUUCCUUGAAGAAGAUGCCUCCAACCAUACCUCAGGAUGUCUUCCAACUCUUCUUGGAUAAAAAUCAAAUCAAGGAAAUACCUGGCGACUAUUUCAAGAAUUUACACCAUUUGGCAUUUUUAAGGCUGAAUUUUAACCAGUUGACAGACCAAGGUAUUCCCAAUGGUCUUUUUAAUCUAUCAACUCUCCUAGAUCUCCACCUGUCCAACAACAAACUCAAUUCAAUACCAACCUUUAAUACAAAGCUGGAACACCUGCAUCUCAGCCACAACAAUAUUGGAAAAAUCAAUGGAACUGAAAUCUGCCCAUGUCCCAUCGAUAACAUUGCUUUACAUGCCCAUGAUCUGGAUGUGAUACCACGCCUUCGAUAUCUACGAUUGGAUGGGAAUGCGCUGGCGCCCCCGAUACCAAUGGAAAUAAGGAUGUGUUUCAGACUCCUGCAGGCAAUAGUGGUUUGAAAGCUAGUCCCCUGCAAGUCCCCUUUCCACUCUUGAAACAGAGCCAAUUUUCUCACAGGGCUAUUAGUCCAACUUUCUUUCUGUCAGAUUAUUGCUAUGGUUGUGUUAAAUGAUCAGGCACAAAAUACUGCAGACACGGUUUCUUCCCUUUCAGAUUAUUAUUGUUUCAAUUUGGACACAAAAGUAAUCUAAUAAAUGGGGCCACUACAUUUGUAUUAAACCCUCAAUAGUAUGUGCAAACUUUUGCUUCACAGAAGAAGUAUCAUAUGAAGAGGAAAGACAAGACCAGCUGAUAAGUUCAGUAUGUCGCAUAUAAAUAUGGUUUAGCCUCCAUGCAAGUCAACCUAUCCUGGAAGGAACAAGGGACAAAAAACAGAUUUUAAAAAUGUUAGUAAAUAUUUAGAAAGAAAUAAACUUGAAACUGUAGUGAGCCUUGUACCCACAGAACACAUCUUGUGAAUCCCUCUCUGAUUCUCAAAUACUCCAUUUGUGGUAUUAAGACAAUGAGCAAACAAUGACAUUGAUAUUUGCCCCAGUUGUGGUGCAGAUCAGAAGAAUGCAGAAUCACCUUUUUGUCCAAACUAGUGAAAGCUAAUAUGCCACUUGUUAUGUGAAGUCACUGUAGCAUGGUUUGGUAAUAUCUGCUGGAAAUCUUAAGAUAUACUCCCUUUCUCUUUCUAAUUUGUUGCUAUAUAUCCUUCUCAAUUUAAGACAUUCAGGGAUCAAUGGACUUCCAUGUGAUUUCAACCAAACAAGAUCUGUGCAAUACCAAUGUGAGCUAUCUCUCCUGUAAAUCUAUCAUCAACUACACAUUAAUGCAAGGAAAGAUAACAAAGGCAGCAUCUAUAUGCAUCAUUAGCAAUUGCUCUUGGUAAUUCUUUCAUCCUCCUAUAGCCUUUCUCUCAUUGUUAAUUGUUUACACAGUGUAGCUUUGUCCUACACACUAUCUUAUCAUUUCAUGCACAGUCACUUAAUGUCCGUCAGACUACUUGCAGUUGAAUUUGAGCUGACUUUGAAAUGAUUAAAUAAUCAUUUUGUCCCUUUCCAGCAGCUGGUGCCAUUGAUGUAGAACUAACAGACAAGAUAAUAGCAGAUGUAAUUAUCACUUCCAAAAUUCAUUAGUAUGAGAUCCAGAGAGGAAGGAGGAAAUUAGUGUUUGUAGUAAUUCAAACAUGUUAAAUUGGAUCUAUUUUGCAUUCCACUCGAUUGCACCAAUUUAUUUAAAGUCUGUCUGUCCUCAUGUGGCUUCUUCUGUCAGCUUCUAGAGGAAAAACAGAGAUGCCAUAAGCAUUAGAGUGAGCAAUGUUCUCUAGCUUUAACAUGAUCAUCACAAAUACAUUGCAGUCUUCACAUUGAGAGGCUUAGAUUCUGUAGAGUGUAUCACCUGGCUAUUAAUAAGGUUGUUUCACUACUCUCUUAGCUUGUGCCUUAUAUGUUUUUCAUAAACUCAAACAUCUUUAGAUUCAGGACAAGAAAUAUACCAAAAUACAUACUAAAAUGUAUCCUAAAAGAUGGAACAGAAAAUAGCUUUGUAUUUGGAUCUAUCUUUUCAAGUAUUCAUAUCCAAGAAUGAACAAUCCUGCAUUUAUCCUGGACUAAGGGAUAUCAACAUGUGCAUCAGGAAAUAUCAGGAUAUGAGCUCUGUGCCUAGAAUACAGAAUUUAUGUUUGUUUCAGCUUGCAAACAUGUCUUCUUUAAAGUAGAAAAUGCACACCUUCCAUUAAGAGUAAUAUGUUUCUUAAAUAAAUUAACUUUAAUUUCAGUUGUCUUAAAGUUUAUAUCCACAACCACACUUGAUGAAUUCUGCUUGCUCUAUAACUCGUUCCGAUUCAGUUUGCUAAAAAAGAGUCAUUCUUGAGAGAUCAGUUUUGGUAGCAAGGUCACUAUUUAUUGGCUAAGAUGAUUGCCCUAGAGUAGGUUGUGGUGUGCAAUCUUAUUGAACCUUAGCUGUUGAUUAGUUGGAGAGAUGUCCAAAAUGCUUUUAGACAACGAGUUCCAAGAUUUAACAUCAAUAUUGAUGAAGGAUCGGCAAUUUAUAUCCAUGUUGAGAUGACAUCUGAUUUGAAGUAGAUCUUAAAUGCUGCAAUAUUCCUGAUGAAGUAGUGUCCUAUCCUUCUGGACAUUAUGGUAGCUCAGUGGUUACCACUGCUACCUCACAGCACCAGGGGCCUGGGUUCAUCCCUGUGUGGAGCUUGAACAUUGUGUUUGUUUCUGUGUGGGAUCAUCCAACAGUCCGAAGAUGUGCAGGCUAGGAGGAUUGGUCACGGAAAAUUCAGGGCUAGGGGGAAUUGGGACGGAUGCUCUUUGGAGGGGCAGCACGAGCCUAAUGCUGUGAAUGGCCUGCUUCCACAGAGUAGAGGCUCGAUGAUUCUAGCUGACAAUGUUAAGCAUUUGGGAAGUGCUUCCAAAGCAGCCUCAGUGAAUUGUUGCACUAGUGCCCUUGCAGAAUGCAGAGGGUGGCACAAUGAUUAUGUCAUGAGGCUAGCAACCCAGAAGCCUAGAAUAAUACAAUGAGGAUACAAUGAAAACUCCAAAUCACCAGUUGAUGGCAUUUUUAUUCAAUUAACAAAUCUGGAAUAUAAAUCUCAGUAAUGAUGUGAUGAAAAUAUUGCCAUUAAAAAGCAGUCUGGUUCACUUAUGAUAUUUAGGGAAGGAAAUCUGUUGUGCUUAUGUGGUCUGCCUUACAAGUGAAUCCCGACACACAGAAAGUGGUUGACACUUGACUGCCUUUUGAAAUUACCUGGCAAGCCACUCAGGGGAAGGCCAGAUAGGGACAGGCAAUAAAUGAUAGCUUCGCCAGUGACUCCCACAUUCAAUGGAAGAAUCAAGAAAAAAUGCCACUGGUGGAAAUGAGCUUUAAAUUGGGAGUUGGUGUGCCAGUCAGUUCUGCUUUGUCCUGGAUGCUGUUGGGCACCUUGGGUGAUGGUAUUGUUUCUGCAGCCAUUAAGACUGGUAAGAAGAAUUCUUUUGCAUCAAUCCUGAUUCUACCCUACGUAUGGUAGAGAAGGUUUAGGGAAUCAGGAGAUGAAUCAUUUUUGGCAAACUAUGCAGCUUUUGACAUAAUGCAGUACCCACGGUAUUUAUGAGGUUGUCAAGUUUAAUUUCUAGUCAAUGAUGACCCUAAGAAAGUUGAUGGCGAGCAGUUCAGUGAUGUUAACUCUAAGGAAUUCACAUGGAAAUCCAUUCAUCCCAGAUCAACAUAUUACAAAGGUCUUUAAAGCUGCAAUAUUUUAUAGCAGAUAAGGGUUUAUUUUAAUGGUGGCACACAUUUCUGUCUUGCCUUUAAAUCAAUUAACAAAUAUAUAGAAUAUUAAUCCUAAAAAAAAACAAAAAUGUUUUCAAAACUAAUAAGUGCUAGCAAAAUAUUGUUAAAUUCCUAAUAAGUCUUCUGUUCACAUAUAUCCAUUUUCAGAACUUCGCUUUAUACAGUGAUAAAUUGCUGCUAUUAUCUUUUUAAAGCUUGGUUAUUUUAAAAUUUCUCUGUCAAAUAUUAAUUAUAUAAUAACUUUUGUAAGCCAAUCACAUUUCUUGCAUGCGUAUUUUAUUAAGCAAAAUUUUGAACAUUAAUUAUAGCCAACAUAUUUUACUAUAACAAAUUGCAGCUUUAAGCCCCCCCAUAGAAUCUGAUAUGCAAAUUGUUUUCAUUUGCUUUGUUUUAUCCUUUUACUUGCAGAGAUCUGUAAUUUACUGCAGUGCAGUUUAAUGCAUUUCUUGCAAAAAAGCAAAUAUUGUCAGCAUUGCUUACUUCACAUUUCAUACAAAAUAAAUAAAUGGAAUUACAGUUCUUCAGCAAAAAGGACACUGAGAGAUUUUUUUAAAUGCAAUAAAUGAUCUUUAAAGCA
Messenger RNA from Stegostoma tigrinum, 5352 nucleotides. It is a transcript of the gene prelp, whose product is annotated as proline/arginine-rich end leucine-rich repeat protein. Bases 329 to 1510 code for a protein of 393 amino acids. The transcript is spliced from 3 exons. NCBI's taxonomy places the organism in Eukaryota, Metazoa, Chordata, Chondrichthyes, Orectolobiformes, Stegostomatidae. The record is from RefSeq and is a predicted model, not a curated record. Gene Ontology annotation, molecular function: protein binding.